AUGAUGCAAAGUCUCAAGGUCAAGAAUCGCCAAUCUACGCCUCCUAGUCGUCAGCCCGCUUCCAAAUUUAUGGAAAUGAGCGUAACAAUUCCUCUUCUCUCGUCCAACAAGACCCUCUCAAAAUCAGACUCAUUUGGCUUGCUGGAACGCAUACAGCUGCUCUUCAGGCGCAUCUAUGUGUUUCGAAUUGGACUUGGUCUCUUUCUUGGCGUAAAGCUCACUCAGAAGAGGAUCAAAUGGUUUCAUAAGAAGAGCACGGAGGAAGAGAAAGAUAAGAUUUGGGACGAAACGCACGAAAGCCUGUCAGUCUUGGUAACAAAAGCCAUUGUAUCAAUGGAGGGCCUUUGGAUCAAGGCUGGGCAAUACUUAUCUACGCGUGGCGACGUCCUACCCGCCAAUUAUGUCGACAAAUUCAAAGCAUUCCAAGACUCGGUGCCACGUAAACCUACAGCUCAUGUAAUUCGAACAAUCUGCUCAGAACUACAGAUAACAGACCUCAAGGAAGUGUUUGAAUCCUUUGACGAGACUCCUCUAGCUACAGCCUCGAUUGCUCAAGUACAUCGCGCUGUGCUUAGGCCCGAAUAUGGUGGAGGUGAAGUUGUUGUAAAGGUGCAACAUCGAAACGUUGGUCAACGCGUGUUGCAAGACUUGGCAGAUCUCAAACUGCUGAUGGCAAUUGUAGCAUACUUUGAACCUGAUUACGAUUUUACUCCUAUCGUCUCUGAAUGGUCUAGCGAGGUCCCGAAGGAGCUGGACUUUCAGACUGAAGCCAAGAACACUAUAGAAGUCCGAGACGCAAUCUCGGAACACAACAAAAAGGGAAAUCAUACCAGCAAUGAUGACCCGUUGUACAUAAACGUAUCCUUCCCUGAUCCUGUACUCAAACUCACCACUAAGAAGAUCAUGGUCAUGAAUUAUAUCAAUGGUUUUAAAAUGCUUCAGGCCAAGGAGAUGAAAGCCGCUGGUGCUGAUGUAGACGACAUUGUCAAGCAUAUUGUUCGUGCUUACGCCUUUCAGCUCUAUACAAUAUCUUUUUGGAAUGCUGAUCCACAUCCCGGUAAUUUCUUGGUUUCAAAAGAUGGCACAGAUUCGUAUCGUGCUGCUCUUUUAGAUUUUGGUUUAUGCAAGCGAGCCACUCGCGAUGAAGCUAUUGCCCUCUGUCGCUGCCUACUGUCGGCCAGGAAUCUGGAUUUUGCUGGUCUCCUAGCCAGUUUCAAGCAACUUGGAUUUGAGUCUCCUGUGGACGACCCUGAUAAAGCGAUGGAGCUGAUUCAGUUCGUGUUUCGACGAACGACGUCGAUUGAAGAAACGAAAGCCGCUGCAAAGGAAAGGAGUGAAAAGAGGCAGAAAGAUUAUGCUGAAGACCGUGAACGUAUCAAGAAGGAGAAGGAAGAGGCGAAAAAGGCCGGGUUGAAGAAGCCCAAAGAAUCUUUCCCAGGAGUGUUAAUUUUUUUUGGCCGUGUGAUAUCCUUGCUCCGUGGUCUGUGUCUCGAGCUUGAGACACGACAAUCGCAUUUGGAGAUUAUGGCUCCAUUUGCUGAACUUUUGCUGACGACUUUGGCUGGAGAAACUGGCAAAUAUGGAAAAUUAUUAGAUAUGCCUGCUCCAUUGUCGAAACUGGAUGCACGCUUACGAGUACUAGUCAAGGACUUGAUUGAUCAAAAGCAAAUCCUCGGUGUUCAAGUUCAUGUUAUCCAGAAGGGCAAAAUUGUCGCAAAUUUGUCCGCUGGUGUUCAAGGAGUUUAUGACCCGCAGCCUGUACUCGAAAAUACCGUGUUUCCAGUAUUUUCGUGUUCUAAGGGGAUAACCGCCUCUGCUGCCAAUCUAUUGAUUUCACGAGGCUACAUGAAACCUUCUGACUUAGUUAUAAAGCACUGGCCUACGUUUGCAUCACGUAUUGAAAAUGAAGCCAAACGAGCCGCCAAAGAACGUACGACAAUAGCCCAUCUCCUAUCACAUCGAGCUGGAUUAGAGGAUGCUGGCAAUGCAAUCCAGGAAUCAGAUCCCUUCAAAAUGACGUCCUGGGAAACCAUGCUAGAAUCGAUGGAGCUAUCAGAGCCUGCUGAUGGUCAACCAGGCGGCAAAUCCUCAUAUCAUUUCCUAUCCUUUGGGUGGCUAGUCGGUGGUGUAUGUGAAAAGGUAUUAGAAGCUCUACCUGAAUCUACCAAACUACCCAAAACAUUCAAAGACUUGGUCCGACACGAAGUCCUUGACAAUGUCGGUGUUGGUGAAUAUGGAUAUCUAGGUAUUCCAAGUGGUAUAGAAAACAGAUUAGGAGCCAAUCAAUGGGAUCUUAACGAGCUGAAACAAAUGAUGAUUGCUCGGGGUAUGAGCCCGGCCAUGUUAGAUGGUAUUGAUGCCAUGUUGAGUGGAACGUCUACUGAGAUAUCUAUGAAUAUGCCAAAUGGAUCUGCUGAUACUAUGGCUGCUACUGGUAACGGUGUUGUUCCUGUAACUCGCACUAGUACCGAAUUGAAUGGUCAUCCUCUGCAAGCCUCCCCACCUGCACAAAGUAAUGGUGUAGCUAAUGGUAGUACGAAUGGAGCUAUACAUCCUAAACCUGGUUCUGGUAUACAUGAUGUAAAGACUACUGCAUCGCCGAAUUUGUUUGAUAAUGCUGAUCCAGAUACCGUCCAGCAACAACAAACAGCCAACCUGUCUCAAAGAUUGCGUAGUCGUAAUAUUAAGGUCAACCCUGUAGCAGCAAACCCAACCUUCUUCAACCAUUUGAGGAUCCGUCGAUCAGUCAUCCCAGCCGCAAGUGGUAACUUUUCUGCCGCGGGUCUAAGCACACUGUACCAGCACUUUAUAGAUUGUCAGAACCCAUCGUAUACAGGUACCCGUCUCUACACCUCCGAAGAUGUGACCACCAUGUAUGCCGGUGACGCCGCAUCAGGAAUCCCAUCCACAAACGAUUUCGGAUAUGGAUUCAAGAAGUAUCCACUUCAUAUGAAAAAUGGUGAACUAUCAACUGGAUUUGGUCAUGGUGGUUUAGGAGGCUCCUUAGCUUUUGUUGAUCUCACUCAACAAGUAUCCAUUGCUGUCGUGGUGUCGAAGCUCAGUAUCAUCAAUCCUGUUGCUACACGAGCUAUAGUAUCUUGUAUAUGUGAAGAGCUGGAGCUUGGUGUGUUGGCUGAGUAUGAGGGUAAAUCAAGUGUGAGGUUUGAUCCUGACUUCGCUUGA
Synchytrium microbalum is the source of this 3183-nucleotide messenger RNA. RefSeq lists its product as uncharacterized. The record is from RefSeq and is a predicted model, not a curated record. Lineage: Eukaryota; Fungi; Chytridiomycota; Chytridiomycetes; Synchytriales; Synchytriaceae. The transcript has 11 exons. The coding region runs from base 1 to 3183 and encodes 1060 amino acids.